ACUGGACAGCGACGCUUUUCAGCUAAAAGUUAGCUAGCUGUUGUAAAUGGAAUACCGUGUGUUCAAAGUAUGUACUCCCAGUGUGUGAGACCGUCGCAAGAUUCUGAAAUAAGCUUCGGUAUCUCCGUUGUCUGUCCUGUUAUAUACUCGUGAUCAAUGAGGGCUUUGGCCAGCAAUGGCUGUCGUGUCGUGGAAGGAGAUUUUACUUCUAACUGGACUGGUGGUGGGAUGUUACUGGAACUGUCUUUCAUGUGGAUUUGUAUUUGACGAUGUCUCAGCUAUUCUGGACAACAAGGACCUCCGGCCCUCGACCCCCAUACGCAACAUGUUCCUCAAUGAUUUUUGGGGAACACCCAUGGCUGAGGAACGGAGCCAUAAAUCGUACAGGCCCCUCACAGUGCUGACAUUUCGACUGAACUUCCUCUUCAGUGAACUCAGCGCAGCUUCGUAUCAUCUGCUAAAUGUUGUUUUACACGCUGUGGUGUGUGUGCUUUUCCUCCGGGUUUGCCGACUGUUCUUGGACAAGACUUCCAGCUUGGUGGCAGCGUUCCUGUUUGCUGUGCACCCCAUCCACACAGAGGCUGUCACUGGUGUGGUCGGCAGAGCUGAACUUCUUUCUUCAAUUUUCCUCCUAGCUGCUUUCCUGGCAUAUACAAAAUCAACUGGCUCUGACCACUCUAUUGUUUGGCCUCCCAUCACUUUGACUGUAGUGCUGGUGGCUGCAGCAACACUUUGUAAAGAGCAGGGAAUUACGGUGGUGGGCAUCUGCUGUGUCCAUGAAGUGUUUGUUGCACAAGGGUUCACGCUUCCCAUGCUGCUGAACACUUUGCGGCAGGUCAUACAGGGUAAAGAAGGAUUUCCUUACUCUCUCCUGCAAACUCUGCUGAAACUCGUCGUCCUCAUUAUCAGCACCCUACUGCUAGUCAUCAUACGAGUUCAAGUCAUCCAAUCCCAGCUUCCUGUUUUUACCAGAUUUGAUAACCCAGCAGCAGUUAGUCCCUCUCCCACAAGACAAAUGACUUUCAACUACCUGCUACCGGUGAAUGCAUGGCUUCUGCUGAAUCCCUCAGAGCUCUGCUGCGACUGGACCAUGGGUACCAUAUCUUUGGUGGAGUCGUUUCUGGACCUCCGUAACCUGGCCACAGUGAUGUUCUACACAUUUCUGGGACUGCUUGCUCAUCACAGCUUGUGCUACAGACACAGUUCGGCCAAGACCGUAAUUAUGGCUUUGUCUUUGAUCGUCCUGCCUUUCAUUCCAGCAUCCAACCUUUUCUUCCCUGUGGGUUUUGUUGUGGCGGAGAGAGUACUUUAUGUUCCCAGUAUGGGAUUCUGUGUCCUUGUAGCACAUGGCUUCAAAAUUGUGUCACAUAAAGGACAAUUGAAAAAGAUUUCCUGGUUGAUGAUUGGAGUGCUGUUUACUAUGCAUGCAGUGAAAACUUUCAACAGAAACUGGGACUGGGAGUCAGAAUACACUUUAUUUACCUCCGCCCUGAAGGUUAACAAGAACAAUGCCAAGUUGUGGAAUAAUGUUGGCCACGCUUUAGAGAACCAGAACAAUUAUGCAAUGGCUCUACGAUAUUUUCUCCAGGCCACUCGCGUCCAACCAGAUGACAUUGGUGCUCACAUGAAUGUUGGAAGAACCUACAAGAACCUCAACAGGUCCAAAGAGGCAGAAGAAGCCUAUUUGGUUGCCAAAUCGCUCAUGCCACAGGUUAUUCCAGGGAAGAAGUAUGCUACACGCGUUGCCCCAAAUCAUCUCAAUGUUUACAUAAAUCUGGCAAAUCUGAUCCGGGCCAAUGACUCACGGCUGGAGGAAGCUGAUCAGCUUUACAGACAAGCCAUCAGCAUGAGACCAGACUUCAAACAGGCCUACAUCAGCAGAGGGGAGCUGCUGCUGAAGAUGAACAAGCUGACAGAAGCGCGUGAUGCCUACCUUCGAGCCUUGGAGCUUGAUGGUGCCAAUGCAGACCUGUGGUACAAUCUGGCUAUCGUCAACAUUGAAAUGAAGGACUCAUCCGAGGCGCUGAAAAACUUUAACCAUGCACUGGAGCUUAACCCACGCCACAAGCUAGCCCUUUUCAAUUCAGCACUUCUUAUGCAAGAGUCUGGUGAGCCAAGGUUCUGGCCUGAAGCGAACCGUCGUUUCCUCACCUAUGUAGAAGAAGAACCAGAUGAUGCUAAUGGUUACUUCAACCUCGGCAUGUUAGCUAUGGACGCUAAUGAAAAUGUGGCAGCAGAGCACUGGAUGCGUAAAGCCAUUGGUCUCCAGGCUGGCUUCCGCAGCGCCCUGUUCAACCUGGCCUUACUGUACUCUCAGUCAAAACGAGAGAUCGAUGCUUUGCCAGUGUUGGAUGAGCUGCUGCGCUACCACCCAGAGCACAUCAAAGGCCUGAUCCUGAAAGGUGAUAUCCUCAUGAACCACAAGAAGGACACGCAUGGUGCCAAGGCUUGCUUUGAGCGCAUUCUUUACAUGGACCCCACCAACGUCCAAGGCAAACACAACCUGUGUGUGGUUUACUUUGAAGAGCGCGACCUACCACGAGCCGAGCGCUGCCUUGAAGAAACACUGGCCAUGGCGCCAAACGAGGAGUACGUGCGGCGUCAUUUGAGUAUCGUGCGGAACAAAAUGGCAGCCAUGAGCGCAGCGGGGCAGCCACUUGUUUCAGGAGAGGGAGCCAGCAUGUCAGCCAAGGAAGAGAAGCCAGAGCAAGAAGAGAUGGCUGUGGGUGAAGAGGAAGGGAGGGGCGCUGAUGCUGUUGGAAAGGGGGCUGCAGGUCAGAAGAAUGUGCGGAAAUCCUCGGCAGAAAGCCUCAGAGAUGCGGGUGCAGACCAAUCAGGAUCUUUAGACAGUAGCCAGACUAAGGGUAAGUCCACUAAAGAGAUUAAAGAUAUUGAAGAAAAAAGGGCUGCUGCACUGAAAAGACUGGAAGAGAUUGAGCGCAUAUUAAGUGGCGACUAACACUGUUUGUAUUUGGACUAUUUUUAUAAAGCUUUUCAAUACUCCAGAA
Messenger RNA from Austrofundulus limnaeus, 3008 nucleotides. It is a transcript of the gene tmtc3, whose product is annotated as transmembrane O-mannosyltransferase targeting cadherins 3. Gene Ontology annotation, cellular component: endoplasmic reticulum. Gene Ontology annotation, molecular function: mannosyltransferase activity; protein binding. The transcript is spliced from 14 exons. The record is from RefSeq and is a predicted model, not a curated record. NCBI's taxonomy places the organism in Eukaryota, Metazoa, Chordata, Actinopteri, Cyprinodontiformes, Rivulidae. Gene Ontology annotation, biological process: protein O-linked glycosylation via mannose. The coding region runs from base 176 to 2959 and encodes 927 amino acids.